AUGUUGGAGGUUUGGUCCGUGAUCUCCAAAUUGGAUCGAUUGUGGCGAAAGUUAUCGGUCAACACGCCUCCGAAGGUUCAUAGUUGGCAGCACCUUGGAGAUAACUUGGAGAGACUUCGUGGGAUGCUGUAUCAUCAGGAGUCGAAGAUUGAGGUGGCUCAUCAAGUUGGCAAAGCGACCGAUCUGCGUUUCCGAGCGCUUGGCGGCAAUAUCGAACGAAAGAUUGCUUGUUCUCUCCAAUAUCAAGCGAACCUUGCUGAUCCGCAGGUCAAAUCAGCUCAAGAGGAGGUCAGGGCUGCAAGAGCAAGGAAUUUUAGUGAAGAUUCCAAGCGGAAGAGACAGGACCAGGCAGAAAGCAAGAAAAAAGUCCGGACUCAAUGCCUCCACGAUAUUGUUGAAGCCGAAGAAUUGGAGGGAGAAUACUCCUCAAUGAUUGAACUGCUGAUGGCCGAUCAGCGUCAAGCUACUAGCAGUGGCACUACAGCGGCGGUAGGUGGUGAUUAA
This is a messenger RNA of Seminavis robusta, 504 nucleotides long. The record is from the annotation of a GenBank genome assembly. Lineage: Eukaryota; Bacillariophyta; Bacillariophyceae; Naviculales; Naviculaceae.